UAUUUAAAAUAAUAAAUUAUUAGUUAAAGAAAAAAGACUUAAGAUCUUUGCUUAUGUAAAAUUUAAUUUAAAAAGAGUAAAGGUUCAUACUUAACGCAUGUGCAAAGUAAUUGCAGUAAUUAAAAUAGUCAACAUGUCCGCCUUCAUUAAAGUAUACAUUAGUGUUUAAAGCCGUAUUCUGUAAAGUCGAACCUCGUGUGUUCGAAUCUUAUCUACAGUAAAUUUAAUUUUAUAUUUUUUUAAAUUUAUAACAAACUAAUUAUUGAAUACUAAUAGAUUAUUUUUAUUAAUUAAUUGUAAAUAAACUGAGGUAAAUUUAUAAGUAUGUAAGAUGGUGUAAUACACUUUGAAAGUUACAAUUAUGAUAUUGUUUUAAACAUAACCUAUAUUUUGAAAUAAAUGAAUGAAAGUUACAGAUAAAAAAAACUAAAAUGUCUGAUGAAAUAAAAAAUUCAAAUGAACCUGAAGAAAAUUCACCGAAUAAAAAUAAAAAUGACGGUACAGCAACGGGAAAACGUGUGUUCAUAUUAACAUCUGAAAUGGUAAAACAAUUGGGACUUGAUGAGAAAAUAAAAAUAUUCAAAGACAAAAUAAAAGUAGAUAAUAGUAUUAUGCCGGUGUCAGCAGUGCAAGUUGAUAAAGAAAAAAAAGAAUUAAUAAUCCGCGAUUCACAAAAUGUACAAGUCGAUUCAAAUUUAAAAACUAAUCUAUCGACAACAAAUGGAGAAGCUUCAAAUACCAAGGAAGUGGCUGAAGAAAAAUCAGAAACAUUAUCAUUGAAUUCGGAAAAUGAAAAACAAACGGAAGCAGAAAAUAAAAGCGUAAGUAAAAAAUCUGUUCCGAUAAUUGCUCAUCAUGUUGAGACACUCGCGAAGCCUUUAAUCCUUCGGAGAAGUCCUACUAAAAAUGGUAUCGUUGUAAUGAAAUCUCCAGUUGUUGGGAAUGAUCAAAGUAUUUCGCUGCCAAAUAAAUUUAAAAUUAUUGGAGAUCUUAAAGCAGUUGCUGCUAAACCAUCGGCAGUAAGAAAACCUACAGGAUUAGUUCCCAGGAAAUUAGUAAAACAUCCAAAUGCGGGUACUGCUGCUGCAAAGAGAGCAAAAGUUAAUGCUGGUGCAGCAAAACAGCCUGACAAUAGUGAGGACGAUGUAAUUUUUGUUGAUGCGAUAAAAAAUAAAUCACUUGGUAGCAAAGAAAAAUCUCAGCGAGGAUUCAAAAGACCUGUUUUGACUUACAGUAGACGGAAACAAAAUGAAACCAGAGCAUCGAAUGUAAAUUCAAAGCAAACGUUUCCAUCAAAAGUAAUAAAGUUGUCUACAAUAAAUUCAAAUGCGUCGCGUGAUGAUGUUAUCAAUAGUCAAGAUUUAUGUCAAUCUACUGAAGAGUUGAACGAAAUUUUACAGACAGUUCAAGUUGAAAUUGAAGAAGUUACUGGGGAUAAAUCAACAUCUGAUAAGGAAUUGGAUUCGUCAAAUAAGACGGAGUCCGCAAAAAGUAAACGUAAAAAAAAGGAAAAAAAACCUAAAAAAAAAACUAGUCAGAAAGUUAUUAAAAUUCUUGAUGAUUCUGAUUUAAUGAUGCCGAGAAAACGCGGUCGGCCACGAAAAUAUUUUUUAAAAACGAUACCGACUCCGAUGCUUUUACCCAUAAAAUCUGAAUUUGAUGAUGAACCGGAAAUAAAUUAUUUGAAUAAAAGAUCGGAUAAUUCAAAUUCAAAUAAAGAAUUAGAAAAUUCAAAUUUGAAUAACGAAUUAGAAAGUUCUAAUUUUAAUGAAGAAGCAGAAACUUCUCAUUCAAAUCAAAACUCAGAAGUUCAAAACUUAAAUAAAGAAUUAGAAAGUUCUAAUUUGAAUGCAGAAGUAGAAACUUCUGAUUUAAAUGCAGGAUUGGAAGUUUGUAAUUUAAAUAAAAAUUUGAAUAAAGAAUUAGAAAGUUCUAAUUUGAAUGAAGUAGAAUCUUGUCAUUUAAAUAAAGAAUUGGAAGUUUGUAAUUUGAAUCAAAACUCAGAAUCUCAAAAUUUGAAUAAAGAAUUGGAAAAUUCUAAUUUGCAUAAAGAAAUAGAAUCUUGUCAGUUCAAUAAAGAAUCGGAAGUCUGUAAUUUGAAUCAAAACUCAGAAAUUCAAAAUUUGAAUAAAGAUUUGGAAACUUAUAAUUUAAACGAAGUAGAAAUUUUAAAUUUGAAUAAAGAAUCAGCUUCUAAUGAUAGUAAAGUUGCUGCGAGUGUGGAAAAUUUUGAAAGUGUUUACAUUAAAGAUUGCAAAAAAACAGAAGAAAAUUAUGAAGAAGCAACAAAUUAUAAUGAAGAAGUGGAAACUCCUGUUGAUAUUCCUGUUGUUCCUAGACGUCGCGGGCGGCCGAGGAAAUCAACGACUAGUUCGCCAGCUGUGAGUAAAAAGAAGACAGUUUCAAAUGACGACCAAAACUCGAAUAAUAAGAAGACAGUACCAAAUGACGACCAUGAUUCGAAUAAAAGGAAGAGAGUAUCAAAUGACGACCAGGGUUCCAAUAAAAGAACGAGAUUAUCAAAUGACCAUGAUGAAGAAAAAAAUAAUAAUGAUGACGAUGACGAAGAUGACGAUUAUGAAGAAAAUGACAAUUCAGCAAAACCUAGAAAACGUAAAAGUAGAAGAGGUAAGAAAACCGGGUGGUAUAUUGAGCCGGAUAAUGAUAAUGAAGCAACGAAAACUAGUAAGAAAGGAAAAGUGAACAAAGAUGAAGAAAUCCAAUGCGCUAAAUGUGACGAAAAAAUGUUGAGAUCAAAAUGGUCUGUUCACAAUUUAUCAAAGCACAAUAAUACCGGAUGGUUACAGGGUUCCCGCGAUCCCGAUUAUGAGAAUAAUGAAAAAUUAUGGAGAAGUGUACUGACAAUUGCUAUCAAGAAGAAAAAGGGAUCACUGAUUUGUGAAAAAUGUGAAGCAACAAAACGCAGUGUCAUUGGUUUUAUUUCUCACUAUAAAUUUUGUGGUAAAUCACAAGAGGAACGAGACGCAAUGAUGUGGGUCUGUCCACUAUGCAAAGGCAUAUUUAUGCCGUCAUCCCAAGACUUUCAUGAACGUGUGCAUCGCGAAGAGCAACGUCUAGCAUCAAUGGUCAUUGACGUACCCGAUGAGGAUGACAGUAAAAAGAGACGUCGAGCCGCUGAAAAAGCGACGACUAAAAUUUUAGAGUUUACUAAAAUCGUUAAAGAUGAGCCGCUACCGCCGAAAAAAAGUAAGAAAGUAAAAUUAAAAAUAACAGAUUAUAUUGUAAAGCCACCGACUUCUAAACGAGUACCGAAUGUCUGGAAAGGCGCUUGGUCUAAAGACAUAGCAGCUAAUAGACAAGCCAAGUGUCGUAAUCUCGGUUGUGAAUUCGCUACCAAUGACAUAAAUGAAAUAUGUAAACACUACAGUCUGUGUAAUUUUAUACCUCAAACAGAAUUUGUCUGUAAAAUUUGUAAAUUUUUUUCAAAAUCUCAAGACGAUGUUGCCAAUCAUGUGAGAUCAGAACAUUCGGACAAAAUAAACUCUGGGGAAGACUCGGAUUUUAAUAUCAAUGAACUCAGCGAUGGAAGUAACGACAGUGAUAAUAAUGAAGACGUCGGUGCUGGCGAGGAAGGUGAUAAUAAUAAACGCAGUAAUAAAAACAGACGUAAAUUAAAACAGUUUGACAAACAAAUAACUUCUAAUACGCGAGCUAAAUUUUUGAGAAAAAAUGAAUCUUAUCCAAUUACUGCAGCAAAUAUAACUUACGUUCCAUCGCUUAAAUGGACAAUGACAUUUGAGUUACGUAACUAUGAAUUAAAAUUAUUUGAAAAUUUACUACCCAAUUCAUUUAAUUUAUUAAAAAAUUCCCAAGCUCAAGAUUAUCUUCCGGAAUUAAAAUUAUCUAUGCGGACAAAACAGAUGAAAAAUGUCUCUCAGGAUUUUGAAUUCGUCAGGAUAAAAAUAAUAAAAGAGGAAAAUUUAACGGAGGAAGAAAAAAGAGAUAAGGGAUGGAAAAGUUGGAAACAAUUUGAGUCGUCGAUUGUCAAUAACGUGCCGAUGUUUUUUGUUGGUGGUCCAGUUUGGUCAAUGGCAUGGUUACCAAUCCCUGCGCCCAUGUUUUCCCAUCAAGCCGACCAAUAUCUCGCAGUCAGUACUCACCCGACCAUGGAAAGUAAAUACAAAAUAAAUAAUUCUUAUAAAUUUAAAAACAUUAUACAGAUAUGGAACUUGGGACAUCUAGAUCAUAUUCUAUCAGUUCCUCCGAUUCCGAAGCUUUCUUACGUAAUUGCUCAUAACAAUGGUACGAUUUGGUGUAUGGAGUGGUGUCCAUCCGGAGCUUAUCAUCACAACAUACUAAAAAAUGAUGAUCUAUUUGAAGGAUCAUUGAAAAGAAUGGGACUUCUCGCCACCGCAUCAUCAGAUGGCAGAGUUCAUAUUUAUUCUCUUCCAUUUCCCGAGGAACUAAAGUUUGAAAAAACUGACGACAAUGAUUUGCCAGUAUAUCAAACAGACCCAGUAAUUAUUUUACAUGUUAAUAAAAUAAUUGCUGAGGACAACAAAGAUAAUUGGCAAUGCACGAGUUUAAGUUGGAAUAAAUUACACGGCCAUGAUACAGUAGCAGCUGGAUUUUCAAAUGGGUACGUUGCUAUUUGGGAUCUACUGAGUAAAUCGUCAUUACUGGUGAUGAAAAAUGAAAAUACCAUUAGUAUAAAUGCUUUUCAACAUUUUUACGGCCAUGGACAUGCGGUGACUUAUGUCGGAAUUGUUCCAGUAAGUGGGAAAAACUAUUUAGCAACAUCUAGCUUGGAUAGAUGUUCAAAAGUCUGGGAUUUAGAAGAUCCCCACUGUCCUAUUGAUAAUGUCAAGAAAGGCGCUGGUACCAAUGGCGCUUGGAUGACACAUUGGCCGAAUAUUUACACUUCUUAUGAUGAUGCUCUUGGUCUAGGUCAUACUGUUUCGUAUUUGAUGGGAGUUAGAGACCCUCCUUCAUCGAUAUUUCCAUUGUUGCCUUGUAAUUCAACGACUUAUGGAUUGGCGGUGUCUGACUACGCAAAUGGUAUCUGUCAUGGUACAGUAGCUGGAGACAUAGCUGCCAUUUUUCCAUUUCAAAUGCUGUAUAUUAAAGAAAUAGAUAAACUUACUAAAAAACGAUGGCUGGUUUCCAGUGUUGAAGUUGUUGAUUUUGGUGAGCCGACAGAUACUGAAAAUAGUUCGGAUCAAAAUUUAAAAGACAGUAAUGAGCAAUCAAAUGGUUAUCAAUAUAUGCCUGAAAGCUAUGACGCUUGUAAAGAUAGAUUUGGAAUUGUUUUUCAUGAUGAUUUAAAUAAUUGGAAAAGUAAUUUAUUUAAAAAAUCUAACAGACGUAAUCCGGUGAACUGCGAAACCAUGAAGUCUAUUCCUAUUGAACAAUAUCAAUUUACAUCAGUUAAUAGGCUCGCUUGGAAUCCGAAUUCUUGGAGUUAUUUGUGGAUUGCAGCUGGUUAUCAAAAUGGAUUAAUAAGAAUUCUUAAUUUAAAAUCCAUGUCUGUUGACAAUGCUGUGAUGAAACAUUUACCAGGUCAUGCUGAUUCAAUGAUGCAUAAAUAUGAUAACGAUGAAAGCACGAGUGUAACGUGACAAAUUGUACAUUAUUAAUUACGUUUAAUUUUAGUGACUAAAAAAAUAAUUUUUGUUUAAUUGUUUUUUUAUAAACGUUAGUCUUAAAGCAUAAUAUAUUUUGACACAGUUCUCUGAGAGCUGUUACCAUAAGAAUAAAAAUUUUUAAAUUUAUAUAGCUGUACAUUUCUUACAGCCAACUAAGUUUUGUAUUUAAUUGUUUCAAAUUUUAUUAUUUAUUUUUUAAUAAACAAAUUAUUGAAAUUUUUUUUUUUUUAUUAUAGAA
This is a messenger RNA of Microplitis mediator, 5844 nucleotides long. RefSeq lists its product as uncharacterized. Gene Ontology annotation, cellular component: transcription factor TFIIIC complex. Gene Ontology annotation, biological process: transcription by RNA polymerase III. The record is from RefSeq and is a predicted model, not a curated record. The coding region runs from base 432 to 5579 and encodes 1715 amino acids. Lineage: Eukaryota; Metazoa; Arthropoda; Insecta; Hymenoptera; Braconidae. Gene Ontology annotation, molecular function: protein binding; DNA binding. The transcript has 4 exons.